This is a messenger RNA of Danio rerio (zebrafish), 2340 nucleotides long. RefSeq names its product OS9 endoplasmic reticulum lectin (gene os9). Gene Ontology annotation, biological process: endoplasmic reticulum unfolded protein response; ERAD pathway. Gene Ontology annotation, cellular component: endoplasmic reticulum lumen. NCBI's taxonomy places the organism in Eukaryota, Metazoa, Chordata, Actinopteri, Cypriniformes, Danionidae. The record is from RefSeq and is marked provisional.
GGAUUAUAUGUGUUUUUCUUAACAUGUCUCCUGUCUGUCUUUGCCUUUUUGAAUCUAGAAGAAUUAAACGAAAUGAAAUAUGACAUACAGAUUCUCCCCGAUCCUGUUAUCAUGGGACAGAUGGAAGAUGUAAUGUUGGUCUCUAACAAAUACAAGCAGCUGUAUGAGUGUCGUUUACCAGCUCAGGCAGUGCGUUUCCAUCAGGACCCGGUGUCAGAGCCUGAUGUGCAGGGUUACAGCGGCCCCGGGGUCCCUGAGCUCCUCAAGCCCAUGCAGACGGCAGCAUGUCUGAUUAAGACCAAAGACUGGUGGACCUAUGAGUUCUGCUACGGCCAGCACAUCAGACAAUACCACUUAGAAGAUUCGGAGAUCAAAGGAGAUGUACUGUUUCUGGGAUAUUAUGAUACAGAGUUUGACUGGACGAAUGAAACUGCAAAGGCAUCUAAGCAGCAUAAGCUGAAGAGGUAUCACAGUCAGUCAUAUGUCAAUGGCUCAAAAUGUGACUUAAACGGCAGUCCCAGAGAGACGGAAGUCAGAUUUGUGUGUGAGGAAGGCUCUACUGACUUCAUUUCACGGGUGGAUGAACCCCAGUCUUGCCGCUACGUCUUGACAGUCCACACCUCUCGCACGUGCCAGCAUCCCCUUCUGCGCCCACCGUCCACUGCCAAACCACAAGGCAUUGUGUGCCAACCUGCUCUCAGUGCCCAGCAGUACAUGGACUACGUCAAGGCUCAAGUCUCUGACACCAAACGUAAAGUGGAGCAGAUCUCAGAGGAGCUCAGAAACCUGGAUGAAAUUCUGUCCAAGGAUGACAAGAACAAAGGUGUGCUGGAUGACAGAACAGAUGAGGAACCUGCAGUUAGCUCAGACGAGCCUCCAGUUUCCGAGGCCCAAACAAAAGAGGGUGAAGUUGCUGAGAAGUCGACGAGUGAAGAGCCAGAGGACAAAGACUUCUGGGAAGGAGUUACCAAACCAGCACACACAAAGCCAAGCACACCUGACACAGAGACCCCUCAGGACCCACAGGACAACCAAUUACAUGAAAAUGAUUUAUUUGGAGAGGAAAAGUUUAACUUUAAAAUCAUCACAGACCCCGCAGACCUCAUGAAGUUUGUACAACACCUCAGAGAGAGCAACGAAAAGAACAGGAAAGCUGAGCUGGAAAAAGAAAACCAGCAAGCAUCUCAGAAGAGGAAGGAGAAGGAGGAAAAAAUAGAGGAGAAAACAGCAGAGGUGGAGGUGGAAGUUGAGGAUGUAGAUGAAGAUGAAACAUUGCUUCAGGAGUUUGAGGAUGAGAUGCAAGAUCUAUCCGUUCCCUCGUCCAAGAUAGAAGAAAUAAAAGAAGAGAUGCAGAAAGAGUUUGACAACAUCAUAGAGGAAGCUCAGCAGGAGUUAGAAAAUGAAGGCCUUAAGGGUGAGUUUGAUCGUUCUCAGGCUACGCAAACUCUAGAAAAUACACUAGGGAAACUUCUGGACCGUCUUGAAGACAAGACUGAACAUGAGAGUCAAGCAGAAACAGAACAAAAUGCAGAAAUGGAUAAAAGCACACAUUCACCGCAUAAAACAGAGGGAGGCUCUUCUUCUGGCAACCCAAAUCUGGUUCCCAAAACACCAGCGGACAGCAGCGGCGGCGGCGAGCAGGUAAAAGUCAGGGUGACUAAGUAUAAGGUGGGCGGAGGUGUGGCUGCAGGAGCGGUUACCGGGGGCAACGAUGAUGGUGAUGAUGAUGAGGGGGGUGUGAAGGUGCAGGAACUGGGCGAGGGCGACCCCCAGUGGCAGCAGAUUCAUGAAGUGGUCAAAGAGCAGCUAGAGAGAGCCGGCAUCAAGGCCGAAGGAAAGAUCGAGGUGAAGAUUUUAACCCGUAAAACAGCCGAAGAAGCAGGAGACCAGUGGCUCUCUGAGGAGGAUACGAAAUCAUUUAGAGAGCUUCUCAUCAACCUUCUGACAGGAGGAACAGAGGAGGUGUACAAAGAGCAGAAAAGACAGCAAGAGUUGGAAAACAAUUACAAAUUUGUCUGGGGAGAAAAGCAGGAUGAGAGUCAGUCCACAGGAAACAGUGAUUCUGACGAAGCAGACUUUUGAGCCUUUUCCUCAUCUCUCAAGCACUGUUAUUUUGAAGAAGGCCAGCCAGCAUUCUCUGAACUAUAAGCCUGGUAAUCACUUUACAGUGUGCGUCGCAACCAAACUGCCCUCUCAGACCAUUCGAGUUCAUGUUUAAAAACUUUUGAGGGCUUCAAUCCACUGCCGGGAAUUUUUUCUGUAUGAGCGUCUGUGAGUUGUUUGUAGCUUGUCAGAAUAUUAUGUGGUCGCUUCUUUGAACAAAUAUACAAAUGCACUUCA